UGUUGACUCUCAACACAACAUCAUGCUGUGUUCCAAGGUUUCCAAGGAACUGGCUCAUGAGUAUGGAGGGCCACAACUGUUUUAAAAGGUAUGGUGUACACAGUAUUUAUGGUAUAAAUUUGUAAUUGUCUUGCCCAAGCCCAAAAAGAAUAUAUGUGGGCUUCUGGUUUCUUCUUAUAAAACUUAGGUAGGGUAGGUUGGUUUUAACUUUUUUUGAAACUUUUUUAAUGUUCCAAACAAACGAACGCCAUUUUGUUUAGUCAGUGCUUCCACAUCCAAAUAUAAAUUUCCCUAAUAUUGCCUCAAAUUUCAAUUUUCCACAAACUUUUUCCUCUAAGUGGAAACACUUACAAGCAUGAUCCAAUAAAAAAGUUUAGGGUCGGGAUUUCGACGUCCAAAAGCUAGGUAGGGUCUGGAAACCCACAUUUUUUUGCCCCAAUGGUACCCAGAUAUUAAAGUUCAAUAAAGGGAGCUAAAUGCGCAUUUAAUUCAGUUGAUUAAAGACCGAUUAAAUGCGGUUAAUAAUGUAUUUAGUCACCUUUAAUAUUGGUAGAAAUGUUUAUUAAAAACAACUUUAAUCAUACAAUUAUUUGUUGCUUAUAGGUUAGUAAAGGUAAAUUUAAUCCGUUUGUUAAAGACCGCUUAAAGCGAUAUAAAGAAUAAAUUAAUCACAUUUAAUACAUUGAUUAAACUUUGUGUAAUUGCAAUUUUAGUCCUAUUUAGUCGCUGUAUUAUAUUUGCUAUAAGUUGCAUCGCUUGGGACGUUGCGCUUUUGAAAAUAUUGAAUUUGUGUCAUAUUUUCUGACAAUACAAUAUUCAUGAUUACAAAUCCUGGUAUUGCUUGACUCAAUGUUCAUGCAUCGAUAAUUUAGAUGCUUGAACAUUGAAUGCAACAUGAACUCAAAUAAACAACAUGCGUUCAUUUUUAAAAUAUAUUUAUUAGAAAAUAUAUAUCAGUAUACCCCCGUGCAUGUACAAAACUAAAACUAAAAUACCUUUUAUAUAAAUUAUCGUGCGCAACUGAAACAUUGAAUUCAACGAGAAUAAUUUACCAUGAUAACAAAAAAUGCGGAUGUACAAAGUCUUUAGCGUGCAGGAUGCGGCCAAGCUAAUCCUUUCAGGACUCGCAUGGCGUUCUCACGUAUGGUGUUGUUAUCCGUUCACAACAGAAAACGCUAUAUGAAAACGGAUUUGUGCAGACAAAGGCCCAGAAAAAAACCGGACCUAAAAUUAUCACGUUUUGUUAUUGGCUUUGUAAGAUAAAAGUACUUUUUUUUUACUUGUUCUUUAGAAAAUUAUUUUUAGCUGGCAAAAUUGUUGCUAAUUAAUAAUUUACAUUGCGAAUAAUGCAAGUCCUUAAUUUUUUUAGCGCUUUUCCUAACUAGUAGCUUUUCCCCAUGUCUUUCAAUUAAAUAAAGAAUUUUGGCAACUAAAAUAAAAACAAACUAAAAUAUGAUUACUGUCGUUCCAAUUGAAGUGUUCCUCAAAUAUUGAUUCAAUACAUUACCUCGGGCUGACCAAUUCAAAUGAUCAAGUUCCUCGAGAUAUUCGUUGUAAACUUCCUGUUGAAUAGUUUGAAUGCACCAAUCACCUUUGUUGUUUGUGCAACCAACCAAUCAUAAAUAGAAAGGAAGUGACCAGAAAUGAUCAAAUACUUGGAAUUGGCUCUUUCACAGGAAGGGUAUGAAUAUCUCGAGGAACUUGAUGAAAUGAAUUGGUCAACCUCAGGUAAUGUAUUGAAUCAAUAUUUGAGGAACACUUCAGUUGGAACGACAGUAAAAAUUAAUAAAGUGUGUGCAUAAUAAAGUCCAUUAGUUACGUUUUCUAGAAUAAAAAGUUCAAAAUAAUUGUAGUUCAUCGGGGCACGUUUAUAUCCGUAUAUAUAGCUGCAUCAUUAUCCGUCAUUCCCACUAUAGUGGCGGAUUUGUGUCAACAUCUGCGACUUGUGCUGGUUCCCCUGACUCCCUUGGCAUCAUAAGUCUCUUUGAUAGUCCAGACAGCGAAUCAUGCAUGGUGACUCUUAUCGAGUUUUCUCUUUGCUUGCCAUGGUUCUCUGCUUUCACAGGUAAACUUUCGUACUGCUUAAACCUAUGGGUUUCUUCGUCCGGCAUUUCACUUUCGUAGGAUGACAUUAUCUCCAUGCAUCGCGAGGACAUCUGCAACAUUUGCCACUCUUUCCUGGCUCCAGUUAAAUUUUUUAAGAUGUUUGAAUCGUCUUUGCCAGUUUCUAAAAAUGAAUACAGAUAAUAUUAGCAUCAUUCAAGUUUUUACCCAUCAUCGGGAGCUUAUUACUGUAAUUUAUUUCAUGAUUGACUCGGUUUUCUUUGAUGUACCACGGGCUGUAUAUAGCAUAAUGCCCUUGAAUACCAUACAGCCCUAAUUAGUCAAGAAAUAAGCGAGAAAACUAGAAAAAUACUUGUCGAAAUCGAAAAAAAAGAAAACUUUGUUAGAAAACCUCUUCAAUCAUGAAAUAAGUCAGUUAAUUACCUCGAAUGUCGGGCUUUAUGCUAUAUAAAGCCCUCGAACGCUUCGCGUUCUCGGGGCUGUAUAUAGCAUAAAGCCCUCCUUCUCGGUAAUUAACUCUUACAUAUUGCACGGUAUAUAUAGUAUACAUGCAGCUAACUCAGAAAAGGUUGUCCUUCAAAAAUCUCAAACCUUAAACUGUAAGCGUGCAAAGUAUGAGGAGCAACUUCUUUUUACGGCUUUUGAUUGCAUAGGCAAAUAAUCCUAGUACACUGCUAGUUGUAUAUUAUAGUGCUUAUUAUAUGUCUUGCCAUACAGUAGUUGCAAUGCAAAAUUCGCUAGUAAAAAGCCCAAAGUAUAUUGUCUGUACCAAAAGCAUACAGUUUUUUUAACCCCAAAUAAUGCAUUAGUCUGAAUAGAAAUCACGACCUCAGGAAUAUGCAGGAAUUUGUACAUUUCACAACUGUGAACUGAUAAAUCCCAGCUUAUUAAAAAUGUUGCUGAAUUGUUAAAUUUACCAGAUGGCUGAGUCAAAAUAUUUGGCUUUCUCGGUUAAAUUUAAUCAUAAGGGAAUAUAUGUAUCUUGUUAAUUUUUGAUGUGACACUGAGUGUAUAUCCACAACAGGCAGGCUGAAAAGUUAGCCUGACCACUGUGGGAAUCGAACUCGCGACUUUGGGGAUACUAGUCCAAUGCUCUGCCAACUGAGCUACGAGGCCAAGUCUGUUCAAGUGUACGGUAUUUCGGAACCAAGUCUAGUACCUUUGAUACAAGUGUAUUCUAUGCAUGAUCAUGGUGUUUUGAUGUUAUAUCCCAGAGGUCGCAGGUUUGAUUCCCACCGUGGUCAGGCUAACUUUUCAGCCUGCCCGGUGUAGAAUAUACACUCAUGCAGAGUAGCAUCAAAAACAUUAUAUUAACCUGAGUACAUAACAUGCACUCCCCUGCAAAGGUAGAGCACUGUUAAAAUUCCGCAUAUGCUUUUGGGUCAAAGUCUCUCAAUUGACUAUUACUUUAUAAGCCACAAUAGCUCCGUGUGUAUGUAUAUGUCUAAUAUAUAUACUGAAAUUGCAGCCUAUCUAUGUGAGGGCCUGUUUAUAUGGAAGCCGGGCUGGUCCGCAAGUCGACACAGCUCGGUAAGCGAGAUCUCGCUGUGUAGUUAUUUAUAUAUAGUAGCCUAAUAAAUAUUGUGAAUUUAUAUGGACUAGCGGGCUGGCCCCGGCUCGGUUGCGGAGACUCGAUCUUGCUCGAAAGAGGUGAGAUCUCGCUUACUAGGAUGGGAGUUUCUCCACUAUAUAAACACUCACAAGCGGGCUAGCCCGUUUGCCAGGAUGAAAGAUACCACCGCAAGAUAUUUUUAACUUACUAAUAACAAAAUAUUCCCGGGAAUCGGGAUGAAUUGUUUUCAUUUAAACACAACAGAAAUUCAUCCCGCAUACUGUGCUGUCUCGAUAUAAGUGGGGCAGUCCGGCUUCCAUGUAAACAGGCCUAACUCUAAGUCUAAUCAACUAAGGUAUGAAUACAUUACAGUAUUGAAGCGCCUCAUAGUAAUGCAUCAAAUACUAGCCAUUUUAAUUAGAAGCAGGUAUUGCAUAUAAUAUAACUAAUUCCAUUGUACUGUAUUUAGCUAAAUUAAAUGCAAAUACUGGACCAUAUAUAUGUAGGCUAUGGCAGGGUUUACACUGGCAGCGUUUACAAUGGCAGCGUUUACACACAGCGUUUUCGUAGCGUUCUCGUAUUGUUCUUAAUCCUCAAGGGAACGCAAGACAAUAGUCUAGUUCUCUCGAACAAUACGAGAAUGCUACGAAAACGGUACAGUGUAAACGCUGUCUAUACGUCGUUGAAUUUGAAAAUGAUUUCAAAUUUGUCGCCAAUAUUUCAAACAAACUAUUUUUAUAACGGUCAAAUGGACAAAGUAUUUAUAUGCAUAUCUGUACGAAGCAAUGAUGCAUUGUCUGGCAAUUCUAAACGGAAAUAUACACUAAUAAAACAUUUUACUUACCCUGCAAGCCUUGGGCACUCUCUACAUAUUUUCUGACUCGCCUCCGGGUAUUAGAUCACAGUAAAUAGAAGAUUAGAUGAUAUGCCAUGAAAUGCAUCUUGUCAUUGAUCUCAGUGCUUUUUCAAUCCUUGUAAUCGUAUAAAUUGGCCAUUUGUUCUCUAUAGAGGAGCCUGUUUUUCUCUUCGACAUUUUGCAACAGCAAAACAUACUAGUCUAGUAGGGAAACGCCGGUAGUCAUAUCGAAAUUUCAGCUAGCAAAUAUCGAACUGUGAUAAUGUGACAGCUAAGGCCAGACGUUUAAUUUAAAUUAAGCAACGAGAAAAGACUUCGAACUAUUGUUCACAGUAGGAAUCUUUCGUUGUAUCAAAUUUCUUCUGUACACUAGAGCGGCUAGGUCACCCACGUACAAAUCAAAUUCCACUUCGUCCAAAAAGCAGCGAGCAAAGUAAAAAUUGGGCUUGUUAACGUAUACUGAGUACUUCGAAAAUUGAUUCUGUCAAUAUUUCUUCUAUAAUCGUAAACGGCUUAUAUAUUUACACCGUCAGUUGAUGGAACAGACAGAUAGUGUCAAGGUUACACAGCCUACAGGGUACAGUUACCCGACCGGGACAAUAUAAAAUAGCGCGCGCGGGAAGAUCGCAUUCAAAUUAUACAUACAUAGAACUUCACAGCGACAGUGUAAUACAACAACCUUAAGUUAUGUAAAGCUUUUGGUAGUAUACCUUGCGCAAAGCCGGUUGAAAUGGCGCAUUUUAACCAGCAUCCCACACAGCAAGUGAUGCACUUGCUACCAGUGGAAUGCGCAGCCUUCUGGAAGCUACAAUGAUCCCAGUGCUACCAGAAGCUGAACAGAAUUGUUUAUCUGCAAAACAGUGACGUCUCUCAAGACCAAGAACUACGUCUUAAACGCCGCACACGUAAUAAAAAUUUGCGAGAAAAAUGCCACAAAGAAUCUGUAAAUGCCAAACAUAAAGGCGUCUCACCAAUAAAAUAAAGAGUCAGAUGAUAACGAGAUCAGGCCGCAACAUCUCAGUUACGAUCGAGGACAGUGUAUUAUUUUAUUGGAAAAAGUGCAAAGACGAAAUAUCCUUUCGUGCAACGAUCGACUAGCUGUGGGUAAGUAUACAUAUAGAAAUUGUAUAUAGUUCCUCUGUCGUCUGUCUGAAGCUGGAUGACAUUAAUUUUAUACUGUUGUUUAUAAUAUAAAUAGCCAGAGAAUAAUAUACUCAGCUUUUGUUUACUAUAUAUUGAACGUAUUAUACUGUAACCGUAGCCCUUGUCCAUAUCGUGCUAUAUAUAAUUACCGCACUUUGUCUUUGGCGAUUAAACUUGUACAUCAACAAAAUCAACUCAUGUUAAAGCAUAAUUAAUUAAAGCGAAUUUGCGCUGUAACAAGUAAACUUCUUGUGUUAUCUCACAAUGCUUAUAAGCGCCUAAAUUCAGGUGUGAAGAUGCUAAGAAACGUGUCACAUUCUAUGUUUAUGCUGCGAUAUUAAACGUUGCUUUAAUCCUAUUAAAAUAUCGACAGUAGGUGUAAGGUUUUGUCUUCACUUAAGAUGGUGAUUAAAUGUUACUUCUGCCUUUAAUCAACAUUAAACCGUACGUUAAAGGUCAUUAAAGUAUGGCGCGCUUCAAUGUUGGUUUUAAGCCGCUUUAAUAUCCUCACUAAAUGCAAUUAAAUGUAUCGGUUUCCAAAAGAGGUGUUUUAUUCAGACUAAAUGCGAUUAAAUGUAAUUUUUUAUUUAACCACCUUUACUCAGCUUAUUAAAGGUGUAAACACACAUUUAAUAUCUUUAGUAUUUUUGCUAAAGCUGAUUAAUGACACGCUUUUCGUCCUGUGACAUGCCAGGAAUAGUAUCUGCAUUUGCUUGCAUUUUGUCAAAAAUAUUUGCAUUUUGUAGAAUUGACUAUUGCAUGUGACAACCUUUGCAUGUGCACGGUAUUUAAAGAAUGGUCCUUAAAAUGAUUUUUACUGUGUUGGUGUUAUGUACUCAGGUGAAUAUGAUGUUUGUGCAAUGUUACUCUGAGUGUCGGUUAACACCGGUGAAGUUUGAAAAAUAGGCCUGGCCAAGGUGGGAAUCAAACCUAUGACCUUGGAAUGCCCAAUGCUCUGCCAACUGAGCUAUCAUGAUUACUAGCUUGCAUUGAUAUCGAAAGAACUAGACUCAGUUCUGAAAUAUCACAUACUUGAACCGACUUGACUGCGUAGCUCAGUUGGCAGAGCAUUGGGCUAGCAUUCCAAGGGUCGUAGGUUCGAUUCCAACCGUGGUCAGGCAUAUUUUUCAAGCUUACCCGGUGUGGAUAUACACUCAGAGUAACAUCACACACAUAUUCACCUGAGUACAUAACACCAACGCAGAAAAAAUCAUGAUUACUAGAUUGCAUUGUUAUCGAAGGAACUAGACUCAUUUCUGAAAAUCACAUAGUAUUACUCGAACCAACCUGACUACGUAGCUCAGUUGCCAGAGCAUUGGGCUAGUAUUCCAAGGGUCGUAGGUUCGAUUCCCACCGUGGCCAGGUAUAUUUUUCAAGCUUGCCCGGUGUGGAUAUACACUCAGAGUAACAUCACAAGCAUCAUAUUCACCUGAAUACAUUACACCAACACAGAAAAAAUCAUGAUUAUUAGAUUGCAUUGUUAUCGAAGUAACUAGACUCUUCCGAAAAUCACAUAGUAUUACUUGAACCGACCUGACUGAAUAGCUCAGUUAGCAGAGCAUUGGGCUAGUAUUCCAAGGUCAUAGGUUCGAUUCCCACCGUGGCCAGGCAUAUUUUUCAAGCUUGCCUGGUGUGGAUAUACACUCAGAGUAACAUCACAAACAUCAUGGUCUUUAAAAUGUUUACGUGGUUUUUACAUAUGAUUUGGUACAAGUUCUCGUGAACAUCCAGAACAAAUUAUUUUGCGUGUUUAAUUUGCCACCAACAUUAACACACAGCAAGGGAUUAAAGACUUUGAAGAUCCGUUAACAGCUUUAGCUUUAAUUUACACAGUGUAUAACCAAUUUUUUAGGAUUGAAUUUUUAUUAUUUUAUAAAGGACGAGGUUUUGAACUUAUAACACUGCAUUUAAUUUUGAUAAGCAUUAAUUUAGCUUUGUAUUUCAAGGGGGUUGCUCAAAUUAAAACAUCUGUCUUUGGGUGUUUGACACUCUAUUUGAAAGUUACCUUAUUUGAAAGUUACCUUUUGCUUUGUCUCCCUGAGCAAUGUAUAAAUUUAAAUACAUGCAGUAAAUGACAUUUUUCUGCUCAUUGCUUGUAAUGCCUCAAUAACCUCGUGGAUGAAUCUGUAAGGCUUCCAAAGUCGGAUUUCUUGCUGAGCAAAGUUGUGGCAUGCAUAAGCAGUCUACCUAACCCCCCCCCCCGCCCAAAAAAAAUAUUACCUACUGUAUGUCACCUGGGACAAAAAGGGAAAUCGUGUGUAAAAUGAUUAUGAAGAAGAAUUUAAAGAACUUUCAGAGUCUGAACAUCACACAUACGGUGGAAGGAAAAGUUUCAGUCCAUUUUAGGCAAUGUCAUCCAAUCAUCAAAUCAACAUUUGAUACAAAAUUGUACUGUGUGUGAACUCAAUAGUCAACAUUUGUACUAUAAGUUUUCUAAGAACUUGUAGUAGUGUCAAGCUUAUUUGUUAUUAUUUUGUAUCUUUCUUUAGAGAAAACUGUACGAGUGUUCAAUGUUAUGAGGGCAGGCUACUGUACAUGUCCUCAAAAGAAAGCAAGGUCGACGAAACAACAAAAAGGAUUAUGCGUUACAACGUUCGUAGGCUACCCUGGGAGAGUCCAUCUCUAUACGAAGGGCAAAGAAAAAGUUAGACAGGCUCCGCACCUUGUCUUUGUCAGAACUGAUACGGAGCUGAAUUCUUCCUCGCGAGGAUCGACAGCCCUCCAUUCGACCUAAGCCAAACGACUUCCCGGAGUGGGCAGCUAAGAACGAGGAUGAUAAUGUUGUUGAUGAGAGUGCCCAGUCAUUAUCCCUAGUGGCUCUUUGCUGAAUGACUCUGUUAAUGACAUGUUAAAUGAUCAUGACUGAUUGCUUUAGUUUUUCAGUAUAGUAAAGACCCACAAUAUAUCACCCAAAAUUUUCCAUGUUCUAAUGUAUUAAUAGUGCUUUAUAUAUUUGUUGUGAACCUGCAUGGCUUCUUAAACAGGUUCAUACAAAUGUUAGACUGAAAGGUUUUUAUUCGUGGGUUUUCAUUCUGCAUGUGAUAAUUUGAUAAUCAAAUUUAUGAGUUUGCGUAAUUUACACUGUUUAUACGAUAUGCAUUUAUUCUGCAUGGCAGAUUUUUAUGUUAUUGAUAUGGUAAAUAUAAAAUUGAAGAAAAAAUUAUGCGUGCUGAAAUCUUUUUUUUGUCUUUGGAGACAUUACUUCCUGCUUUGCUAUUAAACUCGCCACUGGAGCAGCUUGUUUGCUAUUACGUUCAAUUCUGGGAAACGCCAGAGAGAUCUAUGAAUGGCAUUACUUUUGUUUUACUGAUCAUCUUACCUGCACGUACAAUUUAUUAACGAAAAUAUCUAAAACAUGGCUUAACUGUAACUAUUAUUAUUUGACAUUCAAUUUGCAUUUGCGAUUUUGAAUAGUUUGUUUAACCAUUAAUGCUUAACUAUAGGUAUUUAAAUGGAAAAUGAAAACGUCAAAUAUACAAUACAUGUUUCUUUUCGUACGACAUUAAAUGAGUUUUAAGGCUAAGUAAACAUACAAAACACCUUUGCUUAAAGUUGAAUAAAGACAUGUACCUUUUCACAGUUUCAACACCACAUUAAAUGUGAUUAAAGGUUAAAUAAAGAUACAAAACACCUUUUCAUAAAGUUGAGUAAAGGCAUGUACAGGUACCUUUUCACAAUUUCAACACAUAUUAAAUGUGAUUAAAGGUAAAAUAAAGAUUCAAAACACCUUUGCUUAAACUCUUUCUCACCACAGCCCAUAUCGCGUCGAUCCUGAGCGAUCAACGGCUAUAAAUUUUCAUACCUUCGGUUCAGUGCAUGCUAUGAAGACAGAAAUACCACCAAUCGAUUCAGAAAUAAAAGAUCUACUAGUUCCAAACGAUAGUUAUCGUCAUUAUUAACAUUGUAACGAUUUAUGGGCCUUUGAAAGUCAAACACGAUAAUAUUGUAUCAAAUUACGCAAUUGUCUGAACAAAAUAUAGACUAUAGCCAUACCUUUCGCUGAAAAUAACUUCGGCCCCUUCGCACAUAUCGUCUUUGUAAUGGUCUUGUUCGAAUCCCAAUCAAAAACACUAUUUAGAGUGUUAUUUGCAAGCCUGUAUCUUCAAAUCUGUAUCUUUUAUCAAUAUAUUUCCAUUUCUUGUCCGACUGUGAGCUCGAAGUGAGUUAAUCGGAAAUACGUCUGAAAACCGUCAAAACAAUCGUAUGACCCUGGAAAGGCCAGAAAUGGAUUCGCAAGGUCAAAUUGCACCUACACGCGUGAGUUUGACGUCAUACCGGCCAACAGGAGCUUCUUAUUGGCCAAUUAUUGCGCAAUGUUCGCAAGUGCGAGUAAAACCCGAUAUCUUGAAAAAUUCAAAAUAAAUAUUUCUAGUUGGCGUAUACAUACGAAACUUUCUACACAAAAGCGCUUGGAUACAAAGAGUAUUUUACACAUAUAGCCGUUCAGAAAAUGACGAAAAGUUCAAGAGAUGUUCAAGAUCUUGUAGAUUUGAAAUCUAGAAUCUUUGGCCAAGCGGUGAGUAAAUAUAUGAUUGUUUCGGUUUGUGUAAUGCUCUGACGGCACUUGACCCCCCGUUCGAAAGGUUAUUUUAUGAGGAUUUCAAUGUUGGCUUUUAUUUACAAGGGGGGUAAAUACUUGCCGAGAUAUUUAUAUUAGAAAAAUUGUGUCGUAAUCUGAUGCGAUUAAAGUUGAGUAAAGACAUGCACCUUUUUACAAUUUCAACACCUCAUUAAAUGUGAUAUAUGUAGCUUCAAGGUACCUUUACAACUCAUUUCUCUUCGCAGUUAAAGGCAAGUUAGAAACCUUUAAUUCCCUUUAAACAAACUUUUCUCAUUCUUUAAUAGGUCGUCUUUAAUCAUCUAUAAUUAUACUAUAAUUUGGUCAUUUAAAGCCUCCAGAAAAAUCUUUAACCUGCAUGCUGAAAGGAGAGUUUAGGUACAUUUACUAAAUUUAAUCAAACUGAUUAAAUCUGAUUAAAGCCACCAAUAAACAUCGCUUUACGCCACCUUUAACCAUGAUGAUAGCUACUGAUUUCGUCCUGUGACUGCCAUUUCACUCAAGUGCCUCGAACAAGAAGUUGCCAAGCGGGAAAACAUUGCCAGUAACCAUGGCAAUGUCGAUAUCAUUUUGAUCCCCGAGAGACCCUUUUUCUCCCUAUUACUGUCAAAUAACCCUCAAGGAAAACGUGCACAAGAAUUAGCUUGUGCAAUUUGAGCAAUUUUUCAUUUAUCAAAUUGGCUACCAAGCUCCUAAAAUUGUCACAUUAUUGUCUAAUAUUGCAUGCAAAAAUACCAGGCAUUUGAAACCAGGAGUGUUCAAUGACAUCGAAUACAAGCGACACUCUAUUAUUUACUAAAUUUAUAUAUAAUUAAGGUGGCUCAAUACCAAUACUGGACAGUUUGUGUUUCGCGUGCCAAAGAUUUUGCGCCGUAAAUUUUCGCCAAAAUUUCACGCCAAAAAAGUCCUUCCAGCUAGACUAACGUGCACCAAAUGCAAGUGGCAAAGCCACAAGCAUUUUAGGUCGGUCCGCGGGUUGAACCUAGAGUCUCUCAAAUGCCAUUUCCUGGACAUUGGAGGGAAGAUUUUGCAGAAUUCUGAUGAUCAGAAAACACUUGUUAAAUUAGUAAAAUUGAGUAUUACACAUGGGAAUUCAUGUUAUAUUGUGUUACACAUGAAUAUACUCUGCUCAAAGAUAAAUAAUAAAAUUUGCUGUAUUUUAGUUUUAAUUGUCAUUCUGAAAACUGUCCCAUUCCUGCAUUCCACAUCAAGUCAUGACUUUCCUUCCAUGACCCAUCAUAUGCCUGUUGAACGGGGAUUGUGUAUGCAAAUAAUGACUUUUAUGUUGUUGUGUCGAUAAGUAAUUAUGGAUUUAUCGACAAUUAGCUAAAUUAAAAAUCAUGUCAGUUGAAGCAUGACAACCUGUCAGUACUACCAAUAUGCUUUUUGUAUCAUCUCUAUCAUGUGUUGAAUGGGAGGGGGGAAUUGUAUAUGUAAAUGCACUAUUUAUGUUAAUUAUUGUCAAUAGGUAAUUAUGGAUUUAUCAACAAGAUGAGACAAUUAGAGUUGUUAAAAAUCAUAUCGGUUGAUGCUUGACAACCUGCCGGAACUACAAACAUGCUUUUUAUGUCAUCUUGUUGAUUAUUUCCCAAUGUAGAAAGGAAUAGAAAAAAACAGGAAGUGAAAUGACAACCUCGUACCCAGGGACUUUCCUCUUGGGGAGCAAAGACCCUGGUAAAUGCAGCAGAAAAAACCUGUGCUGGUGGGCAGAUUUUUUUUUACCAAAUCACAUUUAGGCAGGUGCAUGGAAACAUUGCUGAAACAUGCAGAACACAGUUGUAUGUAUGGUAGAAUAUUCUCAAUGCCAUUACAAUUAAUAUUACAAUUGCCAAGGCCCAAACUCAAUAUACAUGUGUGUGUCAGUUGUCAAUAGGAACUCAUGUUUUCUAAAUGGCUGAUGGUCCACUGGAAAUAGUGAUUUUUUAAAAAUAAAAACGGCACGAAAAAUGGAUGCAGGAGCUGAUGAUAAACCGGGAUAUUUUUUACAUGGCCUUAUGUCAAAUUAAAUUGACAUAUUGAUACCCUUCUGUUUUGCAGACGAAAAGCUAUAAUUUUCCUUCUACUACAACCACUAACAAAGUAUGUGGUGGAGUAGUAAAGGCAAAGAAAUUGUUUCCCAAAAACCCUGCACAACAUUAUGCUGACAUGCUAAUGUUAGAGAAACAUGAAGAUAUGAAUCCAGCAUUUUUAAUCCUCUUACUGGAAAGAAGAAAGAUAUAGAAUGUAUUAGAGUUGAUGGCAACAGAGAUGAGGGCCCUGUCCACGAGGAAGUCCAGUAUUGUUGGACCAAAAGACACCUAGUUAAGGGGGCUAAGGCUAUGGUGGUGUCCAAGAGAAGCAGUGGAUCCAGUUAUAAAAACCGAGUGGAACUUCAAAACGGGUGUCUACCAUGGGUCAUGCUAAUCGCUUCAUCCCUUCGACAUUAAAUGGAUCAUGCGUAGUUUCAGGCCAGGUUAAUGACAACAUUCUAUAUUAAAACCUAGAUUCAGUUAUUGAUGUUUACCUUUUUCGAGUAGAUCUUUGUGUGCCAGAACUGUUAAUCCACCUUAUGAAUGGGACUGAUAGUGACAAUGAACAAAAAGAGAGAGAAAUUGUUUAAAAAUUUAAUACCUACACCUGAUCCAGAGCACCCAUUGGGCAACCUCAAUUGUAGACUGUGACAGGUUUUGUGCAAGCCACUACCUAAAACCAGACAAGCUUGUGAGCUCAGUCAACAUUUUAUCAAAAGCAAUACCCCCUUCUCAAAAAUGCUUUCAAAUGUCUUCAGGAAGAGUGAGGGUUUCUCCAAGAAAGAAUAACUGCUGCCACUGCGAUUAAGUAUUCUGCUGGGUUAGGCUUUCCACAACGAAAAUUUUCCUGUCAGCAAACCUUGUAAUGUCAAUGUCUUUGAUUUACUUAUUACAUAGAACUUUCCUCUCUUGAUAAAAUUUCUCUCUUACAUCUCGAGGACUAAACUUGACUAUAAUGGCAGGAUCACAACUAUCAGAGGUUUUCAAUCUAUCACAGUGGUCAGAUCUGCUCAAUUUCCUCCCACUUGGGAUUUAGUGGUGUUGUAUUUCAAGCAGAAAGAUUUAGCUAUAGCAGGAGAAAUAAAUUUCAUGCAAGUUCACACAUUAUUUUGAAUAUAUUAUGCAUGUGUUUUUGGACUUUCCCAUUAUUAUAUUGCUUCACCCCUGGGUGGUAUUAUGCACUUUUUAGAUGCCCAAAGUUACCCCACUUUUUGGCCAAAGUUGGAUUUACACAGGCUCUGUGUAUGCCCCAAAUCUUUGGCCUUGUUAUUUUUGAAUGCACAGUACCAUAAAACUGAUUUUAAAUUUAGCACAUUUUCCUAUAUUGUGCACGUUUUUGUGUAAAAUCACAAAAUGUGCCUCAAGGUACCCUCCGCAAGGAUACAUUUGCUAGUUGCAAUGCAGUGAUUUUGUUAAAAUAAAGUUUUUAUCUUAUGGCUUCAACCUAUGGUGUUGAAACCAAUCAGAAAUUGUGCAUACUGGCCGUGUAAAUAUUGGUUUUGAUUUGCACUUUUAACUGAUUUGCCAUCGUGAAUUGUCUUCUUGUUGAGAUUUCAUAUCUCAAUUGUGUUCGAAAUGUUUGGUAUCUUAAAGAAGGGGUAUUGUGUGGAGGAGGUUUACAAUGCAGCAAAUAAAUUGUGCAUCUAACUCAUUUAUUUAAAGGCUUUUAUACAUAUACCUUUUCUUCAGACAUUGACAGCAUCUCAAAUGUCUACAUACUUGUAAUAAACCUAUAAAGGAUUAUUACGGUCGGUCUGUCUUAGGGGUUAUAUAGUUGAAUAAUUCGGCAAGAUCAUGAAGUUCUCUUAUAAGUUGACUAAUAUUGCAUUAAAAGUGGUAGAAAUUGGUGUAUUUCAGUGUAUUUGUUUGCUAAUGUUGCUAUAUCUCACACUAUUUGCCUAUUAAGAAAUAUCAUGACAUGCAAUUUUAAUUCCACAGCAAAUGCUGUUAUAAUAAUAAUAAUAAUUACAUUUAUAGUGCGCAUAUGUUCAUAUGCGCAUAUGUUCAUAUAUGUUCAUAUGCGCAUAUGUUCAUAUGCGCAUGACAAUUUGAUACAUAGAAUAUAAAAUUAGUUAGAACUAUUUAGUUAAAAUUAUGUCUUUAAAAUUAACCUAAAUUACAAACUUUAUUUACAUGUAGGCUUUCUUAAAUAAGUAUGUCUUUACAGGUAAACUACGUGAAGCAUUCCUCUUUUGAGUUUCUAAAUUGAUUGCAAUUUUCCUCAUUACUUUUGCAAUUUAAAAAACUCCCUUGCAAAUCCCUUGAGGGAAUUUGCAAUGUUGCAAAGGCAAAAAAAAUUUUCCUCAGUUCCUGUUAGAAGUUCUUAACUUCCUGUUACAAGUUCCUAACUUCCUGUUCUGUUCUGGGCGUUGCAAUUGGCUAACAAAAAUAAUCCACCAAUAACAACGCUCAGAACAGAACAGGAAGUUAGGAAAUUAAAACAGGAAGUUAGGAAAAUUUAAAAUGAAGUUUGGAAUAUUGCAACAGCCGAUAGGAACAUUGCAAAUUCCCUCAAGGAAUUUGGAAAGAGAUACGAAUGUCAAAUGUGAUAAAUGAGUUACGAAGUCAAAAGAGGAACGCUUCACGUAGUUUACCUGUAAAAGUCUUUUAAAACUGUCAACAGAGCUAGCCUGUCAGAUAUAUGAAGGUAAGGAGUUCCAAAGCAUGGGUGCCGCAGAGGCAAAUGAUCGAUCACCUAACGUGGCCAAAGUCUUCACAGAAAGUGGCUCAAGAAGAACUUCUCUGUUCGAUCUAAUAUUAUAGUUAGAUGGAGACUUAAUAUUUAUUAGUUUAUUAAUCAGGUGCCAGCCCAUGCAAUGCCUUAAAAACUAUUAAUAGCAGUUUAAAGUCUAUUCUAGACUUUACCGGCAACCAGUGUAGAUUCAUCAAAGUUGGGGUGAUGUGAUCAAACCGUGAAGUAUUGCUGAUCAGUCUAGCUGCGGCAUUUUGGACACGCUGGAGCUUGUUAAGAUGAAUUGUUGGGAGACCAUAAAGAAGGCUAUUGCAAUAUUCCAAUCGAUUUAUCACCAACGAAUUGACCAAUAUUUUCGCAGUUUCAUAGGUGAGGAAUUUCCUUAUCCGUCUAAUGUUAAAAAUGUUAAAAAAUGCAGCACUUGAACACUUGCUUAUGUUAGUUACCAUUUUCAUCUGCGAGUCAAACCAGAAUCCCAAAUUCCUUGCCUUGUCGAUCGAGUUGAUAGAAUUGUCGCCAAUUCUCAAAGAAUUAAAGUUGACUUUCGCUAGUUGUUGCCGAGUUCCAAUGAUUAGAAAUUCUGUUUUACCAUCAUUAACCUUUAAUUUAUCAGCGAGCAUCCAAUCCUUAAAAUCAUCAAUGCAGUGUUCUAAGGCAGCAACUGCAGCAAGUUGAUCACAGGUCGAAUCUGGUUUGAAUGAUACAUAGAGCUGUGAAUCGUCAGCGAAUGCAUGAGCAUCAGGUAGGUGUUUUUCCACAAUGCUAAACAGUUUACCUACAUAUAGUACAAAUAGUAGGGGAUGCAAACAUGAUCCCUGAGGGACUCCACACGAUACAUCAAAAAGUCUAGAUCGGCCACCGUUGACUGAAAUAAAUUGAGAACGUUUACUGAGAUAAGAAGUAAACCACUCUAGAACCCGCCCCUUUAUUCCAAAUUCAUGAUUCAGUCUACGAAGCAGGAUGUUGUGAUCAACGGUGUCGAAUGCGGAGCUAAGAUCUAGCAUUACCGAUAGAGUAACAUGUUGACGGUUUAUAUUCAUCAAGAUAUCAUUUGUUACUUGUAGCAAAGCCGUUUCAGUGCUAUGGCAUUUACGAUAUGCCGACUGACCUUUAGGAUACGGUCUUUGUGUAUUCAGAAAAUCGUUUGUUUGAUUGAAGACUUACAGUUCAUUAAGCUUCGAUACGUACAACAGAUUGCUAACAGGUCUAAGGUUUUCAAAAGCAGUGCAAGUGUCCAAAUUCGAUUUCUUAAGUAACAGACAAACAUCCGCUACCUUCCAUUCAGGAGGAAAAACACCAGAAUCUAAUGACAUGUUUAUCAUCCUUGUAAGAACAGGAAGAAGAAUAUCUUGACAAUCGAAGUCGGCAUUGGAUCCAAUGAACUAGUUUUCCCAUUUGAUUUAGUUAUCAAUUUUUUUACAUCUUCUUCACUUAAUUGCUCAAAUGAAUCGAAGCAGGCAUUCAAUGCAAUAGAUUCAUCAAAGACACGAUUGUGCAAGUCUGAAGCUGACAAAUCAAGUUCACUUCGAAUGUUUUCAAUUUUCUGCAUGAAAAAUUCUCCAAUAUCAAUAGCUAACAUAAUCUGGUCUUCAUAUGCGGGAAAAUUAAGAUAAUUUCUCUGAUGAAAGAGAGACUUAGCGGUGUUAAAUAGUUUUCGUUGAUCUGAACUAUGUUCCAGGACAAAAUCUGUAUAAAAUUUUUUCCAAGAACGGUUCAUUACAAAUAUCAUAUAGUUUUUCGUAGAUUUGUAGAUUUGAAAAUCAUGAGGCUGUUUAGUUCUUCUCCAUUUUCGUUCAGCUCUUCUUUGCUCUCUUUUUGCAGAUUUUACUUUUUUACUUCAUUGUUAAACCAAGGUAAAUAGGGCCGAGUAACAAUCGUUUUAGUUCUUAAUGGAGCAUGCCUAUUUAUGGCUGAUUCAAGUGUUUCAUUAUAACAUAUAGCAAGCUCAUUUACAUCAAACAUAUCAAUGUUUUUACAGAGAUCAGAGUUAGAAAGGUCAGCUCGCAGAGCGUCCAGAUUCAUCGCCGAAAGAUUCCGAUACGAAACUUUUGAUUUAGUAAAAAGUACCUUACCCAUAUCAAGUUCGCAGAAGACAGGCAUAUGAUCUGAGAACAAACAGACAGGUCUAGGCACAGAAGAAACUAGAUUGUCAGUUUUCCAAGUUAUUAUUAAAUCAAGGGUGUGGCCGCUGGCAUGUGUGGGGACUUCAACAUGUUGAGUCAGGCUGAAACUCUGCAAAAGUUCCAAGAACUUGAUAGCAUCAUAGUUUUCAUUAGAAUCGAUAUGAAUAUUAAAGUCCCCGACAAUAAGAAGAGGAUCUGCACUCGGAACUAUUGAUUCUAGGUAUUCUGCGAAUUCCACAAAGAAUACAGCACUGGUAACCGGGUGGGCUACAUAAUAUGGUGGUCUGUACACAGUAAUUGGGUUUAUUCGCUGUGAACCUGAAGUAACUUUCCAUUCCGAGUAUUCAAAUGAUUGACGUUCGCCACCAGCGACCUUAGCAACCUGAAGAUUGUUUUUAAAAAGUAACCCGGUACCUCCUCCCUGACGACCAGAACGGGGAUGAUCAAAAAACUUAUAGCCACCAGGGGUACACUGAGUUUUUGGUGCAGAUUCUCUAUCGCUGAACCAAGUUUCAGUUGCCGUAAGAAGGUCUGGUUGAUGUUCACAAAUAAAAUCGUUAAAAAUCGCGGCUUUAUUAUUCAAGGAUUGUGCAUUUAAAACACUCAAAGUAAUGCCUUUGUCACAAUCUUUGGUGCACUGAGUAGAAGCAAUUAAAGGGGUUAUUUGAACAAUGUUUGAAUUAUUAAUAUGGGAAAUAGUGUUUGCAGUUUUUAUGGGUGGUGAUUUACGUAAGGUGAUUCUAAUCUGAAUUGGCAUCUUUAUCGGACAGGACAAGGGAGUUGUGAUUUGGGGGUUGUGUGGGACAUGGGAGGUGGGUGAUUUAUCUACAUUCCCCAACGUGGUAGGUGGGUGGAUUGGGACUUGUAAUAAUGGUUGGGGAGGGUAUGUUGUACGUAGCAUCCUCAAGGAAAGUGGUUUGGGGUUGGACAGGGCACUCUGGAACCCACCAAAAAAAGCAGGUGGAACAGUUCGGUGAGAGUUAGGUCCUGAAUAGGUGUAGCAGGGUAGAAUAUUGUGAGAAAAGUCACAGAAUGAGCCUUUUUUACACCUUCCUUUCUUUUGUAAGAAGGGGCACGAUACCAGGUGUUUUGGUGAUAGGGGAUUAUUAUAUAUAGGUUUGCCGUUGUGGAAAAAAUCACAUAAAUUGCCUUUGGCGCACCAGCCACGUUUACAAAGGAAAGGGCACGGGAUGGUAUGCUUUGGAGGUUGUUGUAUAGAACUUAAGUCAGGGUGAAUUGUGUUUUUAUGGUGUUUAAUCUGUGGAUUGACGGCUGUGAUCUCGUCUUGUUUAUUGCAUGUAGCAUUGUUCUCUUUAUGUGUUGGUAAACUUUCUUGAUGAAUCUGAUGGGUUUUGGGGUUAAUUGGACUUGCAUUGUUUAUAGUUGUAUUUUUGGAAUAAUUAUUAGGAACGCUAAUGAUGUUAGUAAGGUCAUUGUUUGCAGGAGUUCCGAUGAUGGUCGAAUUAUUUAAAUGUUGAUCAUUAGCAUUAUCGCUAAUAGUUUCGCAAACUGAAUUUACUUUGUUAGUUGAGCUACAGGCAUUGUUCUUUAAAUCAUUAAUAGAUGCACUGGGAUUUGUCAUUUCAAGCGAUAACAAUUUUGACUUAAUAAGUGUAUUGUCUUCGUACAAUUUAUUUAUUACUUCAUCCUGUUUACGAAUUAUAGCCUCUAAAUAUUUAUGUUUACUGCGGAGGGAAUUUAUUUCUAUGGUCAUUUCAUCGGGAAAGAUUAUAGAACCCAAAUGCGUCUCGAGAAUUACCAUGUCUAACUUUACACCCUCUAAAUCUGUUACAACAGAUCCACAAGAGCAACUGCAAGGGCUUGAACGUACCUCAGGCGUCAUUAGUUGUUUCUUUACUUCCCAAACCCAAUGUUGACUCGUUAUUUCUUAAACCCAGUGUUGCCCGACAUUCCAGCUUCAAUUUUAAAGGGUAAUCGCAGUUGUCAGUAAGGGUUAUAAGUUUCUUGGAGCGAGGACCAUACCAUUUAAUGAUUAGAUCUGAAUCAUCAUCCUUAAAAAGUUUGACGUUGCUGCCGGGUGAAGUCCAUAUCCCUUUAGUGUUCAGCGUUUUCUCAACAAAGGUCUUUAACUUGCUCAAAGUGCCAGUCCAUCGGUAAAUUUUGCCAUUGUACGUUAAUUCGUUCACUAUAUUCAUGUCUUUGUAGUAAAGGAUAUAUAUCUCACCAAGUUUACACACUAAUAGAAAUAACAAAUGCGAAAUAACAAAUGCAAAUAACAAAUGCGAAAUUAAAUAUAUGGCAGUAUUACAGUUUAGGUAUCUUUUAAAUUGCUAAUAGAUCACACAGAAACUUUUUACAAUCGUUAUAUUCAAAAGACUAGCAUGCAAAUUCACAUAUUUGCUAUUUACAUGGGAAGCAACGAAAUACGACACAGUAUCUUCAAGUACACUGUGAAAUUCCACUGACAAAAUGAGCCUGCACAAAACUAGGUUCUGAACUACGAUAUGAAUUUUGAUUCAAAAUAGUACACCACAUCGAGUAAUGUGUUGAAGUAAACAAGGACGUGCUGUAGAUGAAAUCCUUCUAAAGAAGAUUGUAAGCCUUCUAAAGAAGAUUGUAAGCCUCGGGAUAUCAGGGGAAAGUAUAGUUUCGAUAAGUAAACAGUUGGACAUACCAAGACCGACCACAUGCAAGAGUUGCUAUAAUGAUUAAUGACUAUGUUGGUGUUAGAAGAAUGACUGUGUUGGUUACUGUUUUCUAGUUAUAAACAUAUGGUAAUGUUUCAUCAGACAGUCCUCAACAGUGUUUAGGUUAUUUAAAGCAUAAUUAGAAAUAGAGCUACACUACUGUAGUUUCUCUUGAUUAAAAAAUGAACUUUAAUAAUGUUACCAACUGGUGUAUUAACGACAUUAUUGACGAUGAAAGUUGUUGUGGAAGUGACACUUCAGAAGUAUUAACAUCGACUUUUUCCUCAUCAAAAAUGUGUAAAUAACACUUUAAAUUGUUAUUCAGGACAAUCCAAUCCACUAAUCCAGGAUGUUGAAGGUUCACUUGACGAGAUUGUGGAACAUCAGAAAUCAUGAGCAAUGUUGGUAGCCAUAGUAGUGAGUUAAACGCGGGCGUAGAGUCCAAAGAUUAUGCAUCUCGAAGCCGUAUUCCUAUAGAGAAAGGUCUAUAUUAACUCAAAGCAAGUUUGAAGAAAUCAUAUUGAUAUUAUUAAGACUGCCUUAUUAGACAAUCCGGGUUUAUCAACAUUGCAAGAAAUGAGGCAAACUUUAGAUGCUAACAUGAACGAUUUAUUAGAGAUCUAUGGUAAAUUACUGAAAUUGUACGAUGUUCAGGAGGGCGAGGAGUUGACAAGUCUGCAUAAACUGUGGGAUGAGCAGUACAGUAAUUAUUAUGGUAUUCUUAACAAGAGAAUUAACAAAAUUUUUUAUGAAUACAAAUAAGCAGAACAUGGUGAAUAUUGAUAUAACUUCUCGUAGCUCACAUGCUUCACAAUCCUCUCGAAAGGCAAUAAUACAAUCAAAACAUGCUCGUUUGAAAACCAAUUUAAGUUUUCUAGAAAUGGAGAAAGAAAAAGAAGUGGAAUUCAAAAGAAUACAGAUGAUGAAAGAAUUAGCAGAUAACCAAGAUGAAAUAGAAGCUAUCAAUAAGUUUGAAGAGGAACAAAAUAUUGAACUGGGAAGUCCUACUUCACACAUGUUACCUAUGCAGGUGCAAAGUCCACUGGAACGUGUCCGGGAAUAUAUAAACGAACAAUAUCAUUCAUGCCAAUGGAUAAUAGUAAUACUUCUAGAAUUUCCGAAUUAAGCCCAGAUACGCAGACUGCACCAUUAAACCCACAUGUUUGUCCCAUUAACGAUCCCACUAAUCCUGAAUCCCUUUUCUCCUGACCAAACGACUACAGAAAAUCCACAGGGAAUUAACCGAAAGAUCUGUGUCCCAGCACCCUACAUCAGGUGUACCACAUUCACAACACAUACAUGGAUUCCAUCAAUCUAACCCGUUGUACACAGUUACGACUGACACUAGAAACCCAUUCACAUCAAGUACAUAUCCACACGUUACGGUUCCAACACCUUCAGCUCAAUCAAACAAUGCUAUGACUUAUCCGCAACCCAAUACUUGCUCAACAUCGCAUGGACAACCUCGAACCGCAUCGGAUGAACUGUUAACUACAGAUGCAUACCUUUGCACAUCAGAUGACUAAAUAUGUAGAUAAAGAGUUUGGUGAGGCUUUUUCAUGUGAUAAUAUAUAUUUAGGUGAGAUUAAGCCAACCAGCAAUGCAAAUCGGGGUUUUGUUACCAUUAAAAAGUACAUGGAGGGGGAAUUUACCAAGUAUGUUAACAACAAUGGCCAUGUCACUGCAGACAAGAAAGAUGUCAAAACACAGAAAGUAGUGGGGUUUUUUUGGAAACACACAUGUAACACUUGUUGUAAAAGGACCUAAAAGAAGAUGAGCCAAAAUAUCAUGUUUAAGGUUAAAAAGGAACAGUAUAUUUAAAAACUGUUAAAACAGAGCCACAAAAACUGACAUUUAAGUUUGUUAUUUACAGUAAGAACAAUUGAUCUAUGUUAUGUUAUAUAAGCAUGAAAAUUAUAUUCUUAUUCAUGCCAACAAAAAUUAAUUUGGACAUUUUCAAGUUGUGUGUCUUAUUACAAAUAUCCCAGUAGUAUUUUAAGGGUGAGGCUCAAAGAUAUCUGCAAAGUACAGGGAACAUGCAAGCUUUUCAGGUGGGUAUGGGGGUUGCCCAGACAUACUCUCCAGUUUUAAUGAUCUGUUUUUGGGUCAUUCCAGAAAACAUAUGAUUCCACACUCCCCCAACAAGGAAAUCAGAAGUUAACCCUUCUACUGCCAUGACAUUUCAGACAUUUCUAUCAUGGGAGAGGAAGAGCAUACAUAAUUUCUGAGGCAAGUUUUACCCACAUGGAAUCGCCAUCAGUUAAUACAUUUUUCCCAUUAUUAAAGCUAAACAUAGUUGUGUAUAUGCUACUACUGUAGCAAGUACUAUGAUUUUAAUACAGAUUUCUAUUGUCUUCAAAAUUCUCUUCUCAAUGUCCUGUAUGAUAUAGCCACAUCUUUUAGCAAUAUGUUCUCUGGGUUGGGUAAAAGUCCACUGUGAGGUAAUCAUUUUCUACAUUCAGAACACCUGAAACUCUACCAACAUUUUCCAGCUCAUCUAAUGAUAGCUCCCAGCCUUCGUCUUCCAAAUCAUAUGCUUCAGGAUUAGAAUGUAUGAAAUCUGGAAUUCCAAUUGGCAUUAGUGUAUCCUUUUGCAAUCUGCAUUUUGAACUGUUCCACACCAUGGUUCCUCCUCAGAAAAACAUGUAUACUUGCUAGCACACCAGUUUCAGUUCCUCGGUCAAGGCGGAUUAUAGAAUAUAUUCUCUUUGUUUCAUAUAGAUGGUCACAAUACCACCUCCCAACAAGCUCUGGAUUGCAGUUGGAUGUCCAUACUUUAAGGAACAUCACUUUUCUUGAUGCUGUGUCAUAGCAUCCAUAUAUAGCUAGUGGGAAAGUCCAGUUCUGGAAUCCCAUCAACUUAUUUAUGACCAUCCAGACUCCAAUUAACUCCAUGAGUUUUGAACUGCCCCCUCUUUCUCUUGCCCUUGUUACGUGAUUCUCUUUCUUCCAAGGCAUCAGGGUUGAGGUUGUACAUGACAGUGUUGACCAAGUCCCUAUGCACAAUUUUUUGUCAUGGCCCUGACACCUAACAGCCCUCCAGGACCUUUCAAUUCUUCACUGACCACAUUUCGUACAUCUACUACGGGAGUAUCAUAUUUGAUAUAAGUUUAUGUGAAAAUGCCGUAGUCUAUGGUCCAAAGUCUUAAUACAGCCCCAGGUAUAUUGGGGAAAUGCCCUAUUGUAGAUGCCCUAAUUUUUGGCCCAAGUGAUCCCAGAGUACAGGCAAAAUUACUUGAACAUGAUGCCAGUCUAACCUUAAAUAAAGCUAUUGACAUUGCUAGAACUGCAAAAGCUAUUGUAUCACAAUUAGCAGAUAUAAGAAGUACAGAGCCUUUUUCUACACAGAUAAAUGCCUCAAGUAGCCCUGUUAGUAUUAGCAAGCACCAGACCCAUCCUUCAACCCUCAAGUACUAAUAUAACACCAUUUGGUGGGCAUAUUAUCGAACAGUAUGGUACAUGUUUGUUGACACUUUCACACAAAGGCAUUAGGAAAAAAUACCCUUUCUAUGUCGUAAAUACAACUGGUCCCACUAUAUUAGGCCUACUUACUUGUAGUGAUAUGAAAUUAGUUACAUUAAAUGAUUCAAUUACAAGUCAGCAUGUUUUGAAAUCAGCCCCUUUCAACCCCUCGCAAGGUGACAUGAAGGAGACGCUUCUUCGUGAUUAUGCUGAUUGUCAAAGUGGCAUUGGGUGUUUUGAGGGAGAGUUUCAUAUUACGCUAGACCCCAGCAGUGCCAACAGUAAUCCAUCCACCCCGCAGGGUUCCAGAGCCCUCCAAGAACUGUUAAAGAAAGAGCUUGAUGCUCUAGAAGCACAGGGUGUUAUAACCAAAGUUUCAGAGCCCACUGAUGGGUUAACUCACUUGUGUGUGUAA
Messenger RNA from Paramuricea clavata, 23522 nucleotides. Lineage: Eukaryota; Metazoa; Cnidaria; Anthozoa; Malacalcyonacea; Plexauridae. The record is from the annotation of a GenBank genome assembly.